Nasonia vitripennis (jewel wasp) is the source of this 759-nucleotide messenger RNA. RefSeq lists its product as uncharacterized. Lineage: Eukaryota; Metazoa; Arthropoda; Insecta; Hymenoptera; Pteromalidae. The record is from RefSeq and is a predicted model, not a curated record. The coding region runs from base 1 to 759 and encodes 252 amino acids. The transcript is spliced from 2 exons.
AUGCAGGCUGACUUGACAUUGCAGAGACUCAACGGCUUGACGAUAAUGGCUACUUUGACGUAUCAAUUCCACUUAACGCAAGUAGCCGUGGCUGGUCAGAAUGUUUACGAGGAUUACCAAGUUGAAAUCACCAAAAUUGAAUGGCUAAUGCCAUAUGUGGUGCUCUCGGAUAAACAUAAAAUUAAAUUGCUCAAUCAUCUGGAAAAGGAUAGACCUAUCACCAUGAGUUUUUGUAGCUGGGAGCUAUACGAGUAUCCAUUGUUGCCCAGUAAAUCGAAACACGUGUGGACUGUCAAGACUGCCAAUCAGCUGGAGAAGCCUCGCUUUGUUAUUCUUGGCUUCCAGACAAAUCGUAAAGGACGCAAAACAGCCAAUGCUAGUCGCUUUGAUCAUUGCAAUAUAAGCAACGUUACACUUUUUCUCAACUCUCAACACUAUCCCUAUGGAAAUCUCAAUCUCAAUAUUACUAAUAAUCAGUAUGCUCUACUCUACGAUAUGUAUGCCAACUUUCAAAAUGCUUACUACAACAAAGAGGUAGAACCAAUGCUGAAAAAAGCCGACUAUCUGUCGUAUGCCCCUCUCAUUGUCAUUGACUGCUCAAAACAAAAUGAGUCACUUAAGCAAGCAUCAGUUGAUGUACGUCUCGAAUUUGAGGCUAGGGCAAAUAUUCCAGUUGGCACCUCUGCAUACUGUCUCAUCCUACACGAUCGCAUAGUCGAAUACAACCCUAUGAGUGGAGACGUGAAAAAAAUUGUUUAA